UUCUGUUCUGGCGCGCAACCUCACGUGUGCGUCUCUGAUUCUCUGGCGUCGUCGUUUGGGCAACGCUGGAACGGACAAAUCGACUCGGUCGGUGGCCUCGCAAAGGCAAGGCGGCGUGUUUACAAAGUUGAAAGCGUCAGAGGGAACAACUGAAAGAUGGCCUCUGCACCAAGGAAUCACCUUUCUUUCACCUGUGUUUGGACUCAGAAGCCCGGUGAUGAUGUUCACGAAUUUGUGGCAGCAUACAAACGGUUCUUUGAGUGGCGGCAUGGGCAAACCGUCAAGCUUCAAACGCCACGGAAGCUCCUCAGACAUGAGUGGGAAGACCAGAAGUGGCUCGUUCAAAUUAGCCUUGAUUUACAUUCACGAAUGAAAGUAGAUAAGAUUGAGAGCAUGAGUACAGAAAUAGCUCGCCAGUGGUGCACAACUGGACUCGGUGACAAGCAGAUGUCAAGGUACUUGCAGUGGCUGCAACCAGACCGCAAAAAUGGUUUUUGGCAUGGCUGGUAUGCUAUUGAAGAAGGCAUCAAGAUGAAUUCCAUAGCAUUUGGCACAUUCGUUGGCCUGGACAUAUUUGCCGAGCGUCAUGCCAUAGUAGGUAACUCUACUGGCAACGGCUACAAUAUAGACUGCACAUUCAGACAUGAUGAGAGGUCUUUGCAGGUGUUUAUUGAAUUGAACCAUUGCUGGACAACAGAUGUCUAUCGGCUUAGCAUGCCUUACAGUAACAUUUUUAACGUGAUUGUGCACGACCCCGACAGUGGUUCUGCAGAUGUAUUUCUUCAGGUGUACACGCUUCCCUUGUUUCACCGUGCAGCAGGCACUGGGGGUUCUUUUGUCUCUCAUUAUGCAGCCAAAAAAUCUAGCUCUCGUGAUGAACUGAAUUUCCAGAGAAUGUUAAAGAUUGGAUGUAUCUGUUGCGGCCGACUUCUGGAAAGCAGUGACGUAGGCGGCUGUUUUGUCAUCAGGCUGAGCUUCAAAGACAGGCAUGAGGCACGGCGCACUGUCGGUCGGCUAAGCCGUAGAUGCAAAAGAGCCCGCUUCAGCUUUGUGCCAGUUAAAACUCAUGUUGUUGGCAGCAGAGCUGAGGAACUACGGCAGCAGUUGUGCUCAAGGAUAAUUCCUAAGCUUCAGUUCGGAUGCUGCUACGCACUCAAUUCUCUCAUCCAAAUGAGUGAUGACAUUGUUGUACAGCUGAUGUUGUUGGAGAAGCAUGAACUAGACACUCUCUUCAAAGACUUGGAAAGAUAUGCAGCUCACAAUGAAGGUGCCCUGGAAGAAGCUUUGUUCAGCAUUUGCACUGCUCUUGGGUAUAAGAGUAACGUCACUUUUGCUGCAGUCUUGCCUGAGCUAUUCAAAAAGUUUUGCAAAACGUAUGUGCCCACUGCUGUGCCACAAGGCUCCUGCCUCGUACGGCGGCUGUUCGUGACACCGUCUCAUGUCUUUUUUCUGCCACCUGCCGUGCAUGCGGAGAACAGAGUGCUUCGCAAGUUCGACGCAGAUUAUGCGCUUAGAGUCUCAUUCCGCGACGAUCAUUUCGAAUUUCUGUCUCACUCUCUGGGAUCUCAUGGUGAUAAGCGUGAGAUGCUCGACGAAGUUGUUGGACGUUUCCUUCGUAGUGGAAUCAAGAUUGGUGACCGUCACUUCAGGCUUCUGGCCAGCUCUGUAAGCCAGCUUCGAGACCAUGGAGUCUGGCUCUAUGCAAAUGAUUGUCAUGGGAAUUCAGUGGAGUCCAUACGGGCUUGGAUGGGGGACUUCAGUAAGAUCCCCAGUGUUGCCAAGAAGAUAGCACGAAUGGGUCAGUGUUUUUCAACAACAGAAGAGUCUGUCAUUGUGCCUCUUCAUGGCGAGACUAUGGAGGAUGCGCCAGACAUAGAGGGCGGUGUGCACCCCUUAUCUAGGAAGCCCUACGUUUUCUCAGACGGCAUUGGCAUGAUCUCCGAGUCCCUUAUGGAAAAGGUCUGUGCAAAGCUGGACAUGGCACAGGUUCCAUCUGCCAUUCAGAUUCGCUAUGCUGGCUACAAAGGCAUGCUGUGCACAAACAACGCUCUGGAGGGCGACAAGCUCAUUCUGCGCAAAAGCAUGAACAAGUUUGCCUGUGUCACAUCAGCCAGCAUUGAGGUUAUCAAGGUGUCUGCUCCCUCGACGGUGUUUCUGAACCGCCCUUUGAUCACCAUUCUGGAGCAGCUCGGUGUUCCCCGGCGGGUGUUCUUGCACUUGCACCAGAAGAUGCUGGUUCAGCUCUGCGAUGCCCUCAUCAAUGAUGGCACUGCCCUGAGGGUGCUUGGCACCUACGCAAACACCAGCCUGCCUUUUGCCAAGCUGCUCGUCAACGGGAUGUCCCUGAGUCGGGAACCACUCACUCGUGCCAUAAUACUGGCCAUCUGCGAGAGCUUGCUCGUGGGGCUCAAGGAAAAAAGUCGAAUUGCCAUUCCUCCAGAGAAGGGCCGUAACAUGUUGGGCGUCCUUGAUGAGACUAGCACCCUUGAGUAUGGUCAAGUGUUUGUUCAGUACACACAUUUGGGCAUCGAGUUCCAGAAUGGAACACCAGACUCUGGUAACAACCACGCAGGUAGCACCCAAGUGCUGACAGGUACUGUGCUGGUGACCAAAUGCCCCUGCCUGCACCCCGGUGAUGUGCGCAAGUUUGAGGCAGUUGACGUGCCUGCUUUGCACCACAUCAGAGACUGCAUUGUGUUUCCAGCCAAAGGUCCCCGGCCUCACCCCAAUGAGAUGGCUGGUUCAGACCUUGAUGGAGACGAGUACAUUGUGAUCUGGGAACCAGACCUCUUCUUUCCAGGAUCCAAUAGGGAGCCUAUGGUGUUCAGUGACACUUCUGUUGGAGCUCCCUCUACUGGAAACCUGGACGAUGACAUAAUUGGCUUCCUGUGCAAGUACAUCCUUAAUGACAGCGUAGGCGUCAUGUCCAAUGCACACCUGGCCUGGGCUGACAGCUGUGGCAUUUUCUCUGAAACCUGUCUCAAUCUUGCCAAGAAAAUAUCUACCUGCCUCGACUUUGCAAAGACUGGCAUCAAUGCUGAACUUCAUUCGUCUGAACGGGUUCUGAAGUACCCUGAUUUCAUGAAUAAGAGGGGAAUCAAACCAGUGUACCGGUCUACAAGAGUACUUGGAGAGCUCUACCGCCUGAACAAAACACUGAUCGGCAACACUCAUCAUGCAUUUACUGCGGCUGAUUUUCAUGCUGCCCUGUUUGAUUGCCCAGGAUGGCAAAAGCACCAGUGUGCUGCAGAGAACGCUCGUGAUAUCUACGAAGACAUGAUGAAGAGGAUCAUGAAUCAGUAUGGCAUUGAGAGUGAAGCUGAAGUGGUAGCAGGUGUCAUCAACAGUGUUUCACGUUACAACAAAAGCAAACAGGACAGAACCAGUGUGGAAACCUUGGUUUCUAAACAAUAUCAGGAGCUCAUUGAAGUAAUGCAGAAGCAGUUUGCUGUAGAUGUUGAAGCAGCCUCUCAGCGAGGUUAUGGCCAGCCAACACAACAAACAUUGCUGGAGAUGGCAUCAGCCUGGUACAUGGUAAUUUGCAGCAAUGAGCAGUUUAAAGAUCAUCUCUUGGGACUUCCGUGGUGCAUUGCAGACAGCCUGCUUCUAAUUUUGAAGGAACGAAGUUGUGCACAGUCAACGGGCAAGACAGUGUCACGGAAUUUGUUGUCUGCAAGGAUAAAUCGGCAGAGCAUUGGUCGUUUGCCACGAGAUGCAGCGUUUGAUCUGCUGUGUGAGUGGGCACGAAAGGAAGAUCUGUUGUGCGAUACUGCUACCAAGGCUUCCCAAGUUUGCAUGUCAUGCUUCAAGCAGGCUUUCCAGCAAUAUAUGUCUCGUAUCCAUAGUUCAACAGGAGCCGCAGCACUGAGCUUUGUCAAGUCCCAAGGAGGAGACGCAGACAGCUGUGAGCACACCACCGCUGACUAUGUUACCGGUUUUAUUCGCUACCUCACCAUAUCACUGACAGGCCUUCCAGUUUGCAGCGAAUGCUGCUCGCCAUCUGGUCAAGUGCACAAGCUGACAUUGGCAGCCUUGUACCGUUACUCUAGGCUGGUCAUGUCAAGGGAUGUCUGCUGCUUUGGUCUUCCUUGUGACCCUGACCUUCACGACAGUGCAGACGACGUGCUAGAGUCUGAUCCCAUACGUAUAAAUGUUGAAACAACGCAAUUCUUGAAGAUGUUACGGGAGCAGGAAAGCUCGGUGAAAGAGCUGCUGUGCCGGUGGACCGGUGUGGAGGAAGUCAACAUCCGGCUGCACAGCUACCGUUCACGCAGACACCAUUACAUCAUUGUCUCGGCUGUUGGACGCCAGUGGCAGCUGUGUUGUUUUGAUGAGCUGGUAGCACAGCCAUGGCUUGAAGAUGCCAUCAUCAGCAAGAGGCUAGGUUAUGACCCUGUUCCACUGAACGAUUUAUUGUUCGGAGAAUAUGAAGACUUUAGCCUACUGGAUGAUUUUAACACGUGUUUUUCAGAUUUUAAUGACAUGCUUUUCGAAUGACAUUAUGUGGAUGCUACGCAGAGAUCUAUAAUGUCAUUAGAAUCGCACGACUUUCACCGUUGCAGCCAAAUUGAAUGUGUACUCUUUACCCCAGGGACUACUUCAAAGAUGGUAUUCGGCAUUCUGAAUUUGACCUGCGUUCAUGGAAACUCCCUAAUAGUGUUGCUUUUCUAAGGUACCCUUAAAUCUUACAAGAUUAGGUGUACUUCCGUCUCAAAAUUUUUCAACUCUCCACCUAAGUGGCAUCUAACAGCCGGCGUUGGUAGCCAUAAUGUAAACAAGCAGAUGCCUGUUUGCAGGUGUGUGUGUGUAUCUCCAGCUAAGGCAUCAAGGGAGCUAUUUUUUUUUUGUCUUACGGCCAAGUCUGUUAUAGUUUGUGCACAUUUCUGCACUGCCAAUAUCAAAGAAAUUAAAGGCAUUACUUGCUGCAGCGUGGCGCCGUUCAGCGGCUAUGCCAUGUCAAGCGUGUUGUUUGUGGUCAUUCUAUCGGCUGUCGCUACUGGAUAGGCAGAUCGUCUUGGUUUGUAGUGGCCAUAUAUUCUGCUAUAUAAAAUUUCUGUGUGCAUUUAUUUAAUGAGGCGACUUCUUGCACACUUUUCAAAUAAGUGACUUCACUUUUCUACCACUCAACAGUUUCCAUACUAGCCAUUUCUUUUCUGAAUUUAUCAACAUUGAUAACAUGUACGAAUGGCGUUACUUUUUCUUGUGUAGCACCACCACGGAUCGAAUGGCAUUCAUUACAACGAAUGACAUUUGAACCUAAUGACAUUAACACCUAUAGCAGUGUUUUACUACUAUCCCAGUGUGAACCUUAUUUUGGUCAUUGCCAAAGGCUGAAUUAGCCAGGUAGUGAGCAGUUAGGUUAGACAACAAAAAACUGUAGGCUUAUGUACACUCUAAAAAAAUAUAGAGUAAAAAGGCUGUCUUUUUGUCCCACAACAAUAAUCGUCAUCAGGCUUGCAUGCGCUUCCUUUCUUGAAAACUCUGUGCUGGCCACUUUCCUAUCGAGAAUGCAAUGUAAGCCUGAUAAUGGGCAUGUCGAUCGUGACCGGAAUGUGACCGGAAUGUGACCGGAAUGUGACCGGAAUGUGACUGGAUCGUGACCGGAUAGCGCAAGGGUGGAACGCAAUAUUAAUGACUAUCAUUGUUGUGGGACAAAAAGACACCCUUUUUACUCGCUCUUUUGUUAGAGUGUAAACGAAACCACAAUUGACAUUCCGCUGCUAAGGAAGAAUCAGGCAGGUGUUAAGUGUUAUUGGCUGACUUUGUUUAGAGCUGACUAUAUCUUGCCUGGAAUGAUAUUUAGCUGGAGUUCAUAUUUUUGCACGGAGCCUGUGUUUACAGUUUGAUUGUUGGUUUAUGAGCUAUGCUUCCUGUCGCAGAAAAGCUGUUGGUUUACGUGCUGGCAUUGAGGCUAUACAUUCAUACAUGUACAGCUGUUUCUGAAGUUUGUCAGGGACUAAAUACAGCAGCUGCCAUGACAUGGCACAUUGAGAAACUGAAUUCCAAGCUGUGUGGGAGCAUGAUUCCUUUUCAUCUGCAUUUAGCUAUCUGAAAAUGCCAUGUAGCAUUUCAUUUUUUUUUUGUGAUAACUCGUUAUCUACGUUACAUUCGAUUGCUUCGUGAGUCUUACAUUCCAUCUUGUUGUAUUAGUUCACACCUUGCUUUGUUAAAAAUGGACCAAGCACAUCCCUAGUUUUAUUGUGUUUCAAAGUUCACUCAGUUGAUCAAUGGUAAGGUCUGCUGAUCUCGUUUUUGUCAACGCAUACACCAAAGAUACUCGACCAAUUUUGUUUUUUAAAGGUUUUGAAUACUGAUCUCCAUUGACAGCACUUUUCACUUGCCCUAGGCUUGUAUUCUGAAGCUCAGAAGUAAUGCUUAUCAUGCAUUUUUUCGUAGAUUUAAAUCUUGUUUCAAUGUUAUUUUAUACUUUUAGAGUGGUGUUUGUUUAUCCUCAAACCUGACACACAUUUCACUGCACACGUCACUGUGCCGUUAAUAUAACAGCCUGACAAGCAUGCAGAAAAUUGUUGCACAAGCCAUGAAGUCUCUGUGAGUUCAUUUGUGUCAUUAAUAUUUUUGUGCUUCUCAAUGAUUAUUGUUUAUAUUACUUUCAAGAAUUUUUAAGAAUGUUUCAAGUGCCUUUCAAAAAGUUUAUUAUAUAUUGUUGAUACAACAUAGUAGCCGUAUCCAUUGAUGCUGCUUUGUGGUGCUAGUUCCUGUGCAAUUAGUGUUUACUUUGUCUGGCUACUUAAAAAAGAAACAGACCAAAACAGCUAUAGUUCAUAACAAUUUCACAUUUUUGUUUUAUAGACUUGUGAUCCAUCAAUGAAAAAAACUUAAUAUGGUGACCUAAGCUAACGCAAUCUUGCUGUUGAUGCAGAUAGUGCCCAUGAUGUAUACUCGAUAUUUGAAUCUUUGUACCAUGUAUACUUAAUAGUCAAUAUUUUUAUGGAAUGAUUUUGUGAGCCAACAUCAGAAGGUACUUAUGUUAUUUUUAUAUUUCUGUAACAAGCACUUGCAAUACAUUUUCUCGCUUGUUAA
This is a messenger RNA of Rhipicephalus microplus (southern cattle tick), 7041 nucleotides long. RefSeq lists its product as uncharacterized. Gene Ontology annotation, cellular component: nuclear RNA-directed RNA polymerase complex. Lineage: Eukaryota; Metazoa; Arthropoda; Arachnida; Ixodida; Ixodidae. Gene Ontology annotation, molecular function: RNA-directed RNA polymerase activity. Gene Ontology annotation, biological process: siRNA processing. The record is from RefSeq and is a predicted model, not a curated record.